UGAAACACGCUCGGUGUACCAGGAGAUAUUGAUGGGACACUUGGAUCAGUCCAGCCCGACACCAGCAGCUAAAGUCACCCACAGGCCGAGAACAGAACUAAAGGUUCGGGGACUUACUUUCAGGACCACUAUGAGCAUUUCCACAUAGACUUUAUUCAUCUUAUGAGUUCAGAUGGGACGUUCGGAUGGUGCAAACAUCAGGUGCAUGAGGACUGAAGCAGAGGACAUGUAACAAAGGAGGACAGGAGCUGGAUGAUGGAUGGUAACAUCCCGAGGUUUCUCUAGGCUCUUCAGUUUGGAUCUUCUGUCUAGUUCAAGAUGAGUUGUUUCUGUUCGGUCCAAGAGGAGUUUUACUGUGAGGUUCUGCUCCUGGAUGAGUCCAAGCUGAUUUUAACCACCCAGCAGCAGGGAAUAAAGAAAUCAACCAAAGGUUCUGUAGUGCUGGACUAUGUUUUCAGUCAUGUGAACCUCGCUGAAACCGAGUAUUUUGGGCUUCGCUAUUGCGACUGCAGUCAUCAAACGUACUGGCUCGAUCCCUCGAAAACACUCGCUGAACAUAAAGAUUUGAUAACAACUGGACCUCCGUUCACGCUCUACUUUGGGGUGAAAUUUUACGCUGAAGAUCCCUGCAAACUGAAAGAAGAAAUUACAAGGUAUGAGUUCUUCCUGCAGGUAAAGCAGGACGUCCUGCAGGGGAGGCUUCCCUGUCCGUUUAACAUCAGCACACAGCUGGGAGCGCUUGCUAUUCAGUCUGAGCUCGGAGACUACGACCCGUACAAACACACUCCAGGUUACGUGUCUGAAUAUCGCUUUGUCCCCGACCAGAACGAGGAACUAGAGGACAGCAUCGAACAGAUUCAUAAAACGCUCAUGGGUCAGGUGCCUGCCGAGGCCGAAAACAAUUACUUAGCAAUUGCCAAAACACUGGAAAUGUACGGCGUGGAUCUGCACCCUGUGUUUGGAGAAAAGCAGUCUGAGUACUUCCUGGGCCUGACGCCUGUCGGGGUCGUGGUUUACAAAAAUAAAACGCAAGUGGGGAAAUAUUUCUGGCCAAGAAUGACUAAAGUGCAUUUCAAGGAAACCCAGUUUGAGCUGCGGGUUAUAGGCAGAGAUUGUAAUGAGACGUCGUUCUUCUUCGACGCUCCCAGUAAGACGGCCUGCAAGAACCUGUGGAAGUGCUGCGUGGAGCAUCACACCUUCUUCAGUGGAAAGACUGCAAUGCAGAUCGGACGAGAGCAGUCUGUGACUCUACCGCGACCCGACCUACAGGUGAGCCGAACCCGCAGCAAGACCUACCCGAAGAGAAGCACACAGCCCGCAGGUGAGCUGCACCUCACACCCGAUUUACACCCUCCGUACAUCAUGAUGAAUGAUGUGAUGUUUCCUGACACACAGAACACCCUACUGUUUCACUUUUUCAACAUUUCUUACAAAGAAGCGUUUAAGAAGCCCAGAGUGUCACAUGACAUGAGGCUCAGCGGUCUGUACAACUCCUGCGAGCGGAACAAAUCCCCCAAAGCUCACAGACGUUCACCCUCAGGAGGCAGCGCGAACGAGACGUCUCACUCGGCCCGCCGCAGGAGAGGUCAAACCACUGACGACCCGCAGGCCAACAAACAGUACAGGAGGAGGUCACGUUCCCGUGGAAACACCAGCAGCGGCAGCGAAUCCGAGAAUUCCAACAGGGAACAUCGUAAAAAAAGAAACCGGUCCCGUCAGGAGAAUGAGAUGGUUGAUUCUGGUCCGCAGUGGGAGGUUGUCCUGCGCAGACAGAAAGAAAAAACUCCCAACGAUCCCAACCAUCGGCGCUCGCGACACCGCUCACGAUCACGAAGUCCUGACAUCCAAGCUAAAGAGCAGCUCUGGAAGCACAUCCAAAAGGAGCUGAUCGAUCCUUCAGGUCUCUCUGAGGAGCAACUAAAGGAGAUUCCGUACAAGAAAGUGGAAACACAAGGUGACCCGAUCAAGAUCCGCCAUUCACAUUCUCCCAGGAGCUUCCGGCAGUAUCGACGCUCCCACUGUUCGGAUGGCGAGAGGUCUGUGCUCUCCGAGGUCAACGCUCGGACCGAUCUGGUGCCUCCUCUCCCGGUUACACGCACCGCAGAUGUGCCCGGUUCCAGCUCGACCCCUGCACAGAAGAAGAAAGGCUCCAAAGACACUCUCUCAGAGAGCUCCGAGCAGGACGCAAAAAGCUCCGCCAAGGUGGUGAAGACUGUACACACAUCUCGAGAGAAAACAGAGACGUGACCGCUUUCACAGUCGACGUGUCAAGGACGAACAGCAGGGUUGCCGGUGAAAUGAAAAGUCAAGCUCUGGUGGAGAUGGAAACACUGAAGGGAUCCAGAUACACGGACAUCCUCAAUAAAAAAUGCAUUUCAUCAAGAGUCCAUGCCAUAAAUCAGAGAAAAAUGUAUUUCUUCAGCAGUCUAGGAUGCAUGUGUCCCUUCAUAGAGGUUUUGUGUAUUACAAAAGCGCACUGCAAACCUACUGACAAUCAAAUGAAGGAUGCUGGACUGUCCGUCGGUGGUGUUAUGUCUGAAAUUACAAACAUCUCUUGAACACAUUUUCGUACAGUAUUAAACUUCUGUGAGCUCGAGCAGCACGUGGGAAUGAUUGUAAACAGUGCUUCGUAUUAUUAUUGUUGUUGUUGUUGUUCAUUGUGUCCUCAGAUUUUAGAAUCGGCUUUGCUGUAGGAAAAGCUGCUGUAUUUGUUAUUUUUGUUUUUGCACAAUAAUGUAGACUCUUAUUUCUGUUUAAAAAUCGCUGGAAGCUCACAUUUUUUAGUUGUAACAACUUGUCAAUAAAUACAUUACUGUACAUUCAUACCGGGGUUAAUGUACCUGUCUUGUGUCU
This is a messenger RNA of Sinocyclocheilus grahami, 2853 nucleotides long. RefSeq names its product erythrocyte membrane protein band 4.1 like 4A (gene epb41l4a). The transcript has 21 exons. Gene Ontology annotation, biological process: actomyosin structure organization. The record is from RefSeq and is a predicted model, not a curated record. The coding region runs from base 319 to 2247 and encodes 642 amino acids. NCBI's taxonomy places the organism in Eukaryota, Metazoa, Chordata, Actinopteri, Cypriniformes, Cyprinidae. Gene Ontology annotation, cellular component: cytoskeleton.